Molecule: messenger RNA, 1794 nt
Organism: Necator americanus (New World hookworm)
Lineage: Eukaryota; Metazoa; Nematoda; Chromadorea; Rhabditida; Ancylostomatidae
Exons: 6
Coding region: 1-1794 (597 amino acids)
Biological process (GO): chromatin remodeling
Cellular component (GO): nucleus
Source: RefSeq, a predicted model, not a curated record
AUGGCAAAAGCUUCCCAUACAUUGCAAAAAGGUGCUGUCGUCCAGCACACCGCCAAAGCCCAUAACCUGAAAGGUCAACCGCCUGAAGGGAGCAUGGAAUCUUUGGCAACAACCAUUCGUUUCGUCACGCUGAACUGCCGAACACUAUCGACUGAACUCCAACAAGCCGCUCUAUCCAGACUUCUGCGAUAUCUCUGUGUGCCUUUUGCUGCACUACAGGAAAUACGCAUGAGAGAUCGGCCCGUCAUCAGCAUCGAAAAUUACACCAUAUACUGCGGCGAUGCUGAUGAGAACAAAGUAGGUGGCUGCGCGAUAGCUGUGAGGAACGAUUACAAGAACCUGGUGGAGGAAUUUGGCUCAACAUCGUCUAGAUGCGCCUUUUUACGACUGCGGGAUCGCGGAGGACGUAAACUCUGGGUCGUAAGUGCUCACGCACCUACGGAAACCGCUGAGGACAACAGUAAGGACGCCUUCUAUGAUGAACUCAAUGCGUUGAUGUCUAAAAUACCAAGCCAGCAGGUGGUCAUUGUCGGAAUCGACGCAAAUGCAAAGAUGGGACUCGAACAGCAAUCCGAUGUGCUAGGAAAAUGGUACUAUGCGGUGGAGCGCACGUCGGACAACGGUGACCGUCUGGUCGACUUGUGCAAAAAGACGGGCCUCAUCAUCGCUUCCACGUUUAAGAGCAAUCAUCGACGUCAUCAGCUCACGUGGCAGGAGUUGUUUGGGACUCUACCACUCGACUCUGACCACCGUCCAGUUCUUCUCAGCUUCAAGAUACGGUUCCACAAGAGAAACCGAGGAGUUCCUCUUCAACCGAAAAUCGACAUGGCAGUACGGACCAGGAAGAAGAUUCGCGAUGCGGAUUCCUUCACAAAGUGCAUCCAGGACGCUGCAAAGGAAACGCUCCCGGUUCUAUUGCCCCGGAAGAAGUUUGCCUUUGCAUCUGCGGAAAUAAAAUCCACAUACAAUUCUGUAUGUGUCGCGCGCAGCGCUGGUGACUUCAACCAGGAAAAGCGUCUUAGAAGGAAGCAGCGUCGUCAACUGCAACAAGACCGCGAUAACGAGUGGACGUCAAGAGCGAUGGAGUUUGAGAAGGCGAGGGAGGACAGGAACCCGCGGAAAGCCUACGCUCUACUAAAACAGUAUAGCGGCAAAAUGAAAAGACCGACAUAUGCGGUUAACGAGGAGCCACCGACCGAGUCGGAGGUCCUGGUCUGUAUUCAGAAAAUGAAGAAUGGAAAAUCCGGUGGAGACGACGGGAUUAGCGCAGGAAUGCUAAAAUAUCUUCCUCCGUCUGGGAUUCCCGCGUUCGACUCUCCUCAUCGAGGCCGUCUUCUCAACGCGAUGAGCGCCGAUGGAGUACCAGGAACGUUCGUUCGCUUGCUAGAUGACAUGAAUCAACGAACAACUGCUGCAGUUCGAACACCAGCCGGAUGUACAACACCGUUUGAAGUGGUAACUGGAGUAAGACAAGGGGCAGUGGCAAGACCUUUCCUGUUCAAUUUCGCAGUUGACGACAUUAUGCGAAGAACAGUCGGUCAAUGUCCUGGCGACACUAUCUUAGCAACAUCAGGGUCCCCCUUAACAGAUCUCGAGUAUGCCGGCGAUGUCGUUAUAUGCGUCGUCGAAGCACUACGAAGCAUCAACAUAGAUCUCGAACGGAAAUCGAACGAAAAGGUGGACGGACCACCGAUUGAACUCGUCGAUGAGUUCUGUUACUUAGACUGGACGCUGAAGAACAAUGGCAGCUACGAGAGAGAUGUUCAGCAAAGAUGCGCUAAGGCCACUCCUUAA